CACUAUAAAAGGCCUGUGGUAUGGAUUCUGGAAAUGCCUCGUUCGUUUCCAGAACCUGCGGGACUGUUGGGUGCUGCGGAGGAAGAAAACAACCUCUUCAGCGUCGAGAAUCAGGAAACGACGCGAAGAUUGUCCUUAAUACAGACAGGAGGUAUUUCCAAAUGUCGGCGUACGAGAACUUUGUCGGGGGAAGACUGAGGCUGAAGGGGAAACCCCUCCACGUUAAAGCAGAUGGCAUUUCCAAAAACAAGAAGAACAGACACAAACACCGUAUUGCCUUCCAUUCCCAAGGUGAAAAGACAGGGUUGUCAACAGAUCAGACUGAGGAGGUUAUCUAUGAGACUGAACAAGAUGGCAGCGAAGCUCAUGCUUUUGAGGAUCAUCUUACGCCAGCUGAAAGAAAAUUCCUGGAGCAGACGCACAAACUUGAGCUUCAAAGACUGGCAAAGAUGGCGAGCAAAUCACACCGUGAUCGCAUUCAGGAAUUUAACCAGUAUUUGGCUAAUCUAACUGAGCAUUAUGACAUUCCCAAAGUCGGCCCCGGUUAAUUUUCAUCAUCUGUCUUGUUUUCAGUUGAUUAAUUGAACUGACCUGGAUUUCAGAGUUCAAAAGGUGCAGUAUUGUUUGUUCUGAAAAAUAUGCAAGAUAUAUUUGAGUUAUUCUGCUCAGUAAAUCAACUGUCUGGAAAAACUUCGGAUUCUAGAACUUUUCCAGUUUGUUGGACUUCCUCUGUGUUUGUGAAA
Messenger RNA from Theobroma cacao (cacao), 743 nucleotides. RefSeq lists its product as uncharacterized. Gene Ontology annotation, cellular component: nucleolus. The record is from RefSeq and is a predicted model, not a curated record. NCBI's taxonomy places the organism in Eukaryota, Viridiplantae, Streptophyta, Magnoliopsida, Malvales, Malvaceae.